CUCAACAGUCAACUUAUGGGUAUUUUGAAGCGAUAGAAGUAGCUCGAGCGUAGCUCGAAAGAGAUAGUUUUUGCAGCGGGAGGGCGAUGUGGCAUGCGCUAGAUGUUCAGAAUACGAAUGAAUUAAGAAUUAGCCAGCUUAGUUUCUUUGCACUUUUGCAAUUUCUGUUAUAUUAGCUGAUAUAUGUCAAAUGACAACAUAAAACAAUCACUGGUGCAAUUGCAUUCUGUAGCAGUCCACAGAGGGCACAGUCAUAUCAUGCUCCCGUGGAAGAAGAAUAAAUUCGAUCUGAUCGAGGAGGACAAGCAGACGAAGCAGAAGGGUUAUGCCGUCAGUCUUAACUACUCGGCGCUGACCUCCUUCGCGAAGUCCUGUCCGGAGAGUGCUCUCAACCGCGUAGGGAACAUGUUUAAAUCCAAGCGGAAAAAGGUGAAAAUUACCAGCGACGACCCCACUUACACGGUGCUAUAUCUCGGGAAUGCCACGACCAUCCAGUCCAAAGGAGAGGGCUGCACCGACGUGGCGGUCAGCAAGAUCUGGAGCAAAAGCGAAAUGGGAAAGAACGGCACGAAGAUGAAACUGACCAUCAGUUCCCAGGGCAUACGGAUGGUGCAUGUGGACGACAAGGCGAGACGGCCGGGACACUUGUAUUUGCUGCACCGGAUAACCUACUGCGUCGCGGACCCGAGACUUCCCAAGAUUUUCGCUUGGAUCUACAGGCACGAGAUGAAGCACAAAGCGGUGAUGCUGCGGUGCCACGCGGUGCUCGUGUCUAAGCCGGAGAAGGCGAAGGCGAUGGCGCUGCUUCUGUAUCAGACAUCGGCGACCGCCCUGGCGGAGUUUAAACGGCUAAAGAGAAGGGACGACGCGAGGCACCAACAGCAGCAGCUCAUAGGAGAGCAGACGAUUCCACUGGUGCCCCUCAGGAAGCUGCUAAACGGGCAGUGCUAUUACAAACCCCCGGUGGAGCGCAGCAGGAGCGCGCCGAAACUUGGGUCCAUCACGGAGGACCUGCUCGGGGAAGAGGAAGAGGAGAAAGCCAUGCACUUUGAGUGCGAGGACAUUCUAGACACCGACGACGACGACAGCUUGGACAGUGGGAAGCAAGAGCUCUCUCAGAUCAUCAACGACCUGGGAGAGAUGUGCAUUGGGAACGACGUGCAGACCUUGAAAGCGGACCUGCGGGUAACUCGGCUGCUCUCGGGCGAAAGCACGGGGAGCGAGUCGUCGAUAGAAAGUAACCAGGAAACCAUUCCUGUUCCUAACGGCUUCGAAGAGAGAAAAAUUCAGGAGACUGUUUGACUGUAUAUUGCUUUUUUUCAAGAGCCAAAAACCGAAUCCACUACAAACUAUUACCUUUUUUAAUUUAACGUCGCGUCCAUCGCAAGGGUCGUGUAUGACUGUAGAAUUACGUGCCUCCUCAUUAAAAUGACUUGAAAAUGUACUGUAAAGAUUUAAAGGAUGUUCGAUUCUGGACAGUCGCACAACGAGACACUACAUGCAACUGAAUGGUUCUCUUGCGAGCAGGAGGCCAUAAAGACCGGAGAAGUUACGCUGUGCGUUCUGAAAUGUUUACGCACUGCGCGAGCCAUCACUCCCAUCAAGUUAGAAGGAUUGUAUCUGAUCGAAGCAUGUUUACCACCAGACUUUUUUUUUUUUUCCUCUUAAGAGAUGCCAAAAUUAGAUUCAGAUAACUCCGUACCUAAAAGGUUCUCACACAUCCACCAGGGAGAACUUUACACACUCCCUUUAAUUCGGCUGUUUUUCUAUUAUUUGUUUUUAUUAUAAUUAUUUUUUGCACUGGUGUGAACUUAUGUUGAGUGUAACGUUAUUACUUUGUACAUAGUAUUGUUCUUCUCAUGAAUGUUGUCAUGACAUGCUAUAUCUUUGCUGUGCAAAAGAAAACAUGUGUAUUAAGGUGUACAUAGUAAAAGAAUUAUAUGUACAUAAAUAUCUGUUAUUUUUUAAA
Molecule: messenger RNA, 1969 nt
Organism: Anguilla rostrata (American eel)
Lineage: Eukaryota; Metazoa; Chordata; Actinopteri; Anguilliformes; Anguillidae
Gene: fam43a
Product: family with sequence similarity 43 member A
Exons: 1
Coding region: 184-1302 (372 amino acids)
Source: RefSeq, a predicted model, not a curated record